Messenger RNA from Candidozyma duobushaemuli, 2445 nucleotides. Its product is annotated as RNA helicase. Gene Ontology annotation, cellular component: intracellular anatomical structure; catalytic step 2 spliceosome. Lineage: Eukaryota; Fungi; Ascomycota; Pichiomycetes; Serinales; Metschnikowiaceae. Gene Ontology annotation, molecular function: ATP binding; RNA binding. The coding region runs from base 1 to 2445 and encodes 814 amino acids. The transcript has 2 exons. The record is from RefSeq and is a predicted model, not a curated record.
AUGUCUCCCGGACCAGCGCCUGCAGGGCUGGAUGGCACCGGUUCCAAAAAACGAAAGAGAAAGAGGUCAAAGAAGUCUCAUACUGAGUCCGGCAAUCUGGAAGUGGAUGUCCAUACCAAUAGAGUUAACAAGAAGACAAGGUUCACUGAAGAAGACAUCGAGUUACCCAAUGGUGAUCAUCUGCAGCCUCUCGACUCCAGCAUAAAUCUAGAUGAUGAAGUGAAGAAUUCCUCUGAGGAGGGUCAUGUCGAAAAGCCUGUCACAUCUGAAGAAAGUGUACCUGUUAAACAGAUCAUAGAAGAGACUUCAUCUCAAUCCAGUGAGGAUGCUUCCAAAGCAGGCAAGAACAAGUUUGAAAAGAACCUGACGCAUAAACAAAACAAGGAGAUCAAAAAUAAUGCAAACAAGUCGAAAGGAAAGAGAGCCGUGUUCUAUGAUGAUAACAGCGACGACGAGGACGAUGAUGGUAGUGGUUUUCAAACCCAUAGAACUACUUCCCGUGCAGUUCUUAAAGAUAAAGCACAGAGCCUUCUCGAACUAAGGAAGACUCUUCCGAUCUAUCACCACAAGGAGAAGAUCACUUCUUACGUUCAGAACAAUCAGGUGGUCGUUGUCAUUGGUGAAACAGGUUCAGGUAAGUCCACACAGAUUCCACAAUUCUUAAUCCCGCUUAACAAGAAACGGAUUGCUGUUACACAACCUCGUCGAGUCGCCGCUGCAUCGUUAGCAACUAGAGUCAGCGAGGAGUUUGGCUGUCCGUUGGGCGAAGAGAUCGGUUAUCAAGUCCGUUUUUCCAACGUCACAUCACAUAACACGAAAGUGAAUUACCUCACAGACGGUAUGUUAAUCAGAGAGCUCAUGUUGGAUGACAAACUCUCCAAGUACAGCACCAUCGUUAUUGAUGAAGCCCACGAAAGAACCGUUCUCACAGAUCUCACACUUGGCUUUUUAAAGCAGUUAAUUGUGAGUGGAAGAAGAAAAGAUCUUAAAGUUAUCGUCAUGUCUGCUACAUUAAAUGCCGACCUUUUCAGCAAAUUCUUUGACUACGCACCAAUUUUAUACGUCGAGGGAAGGAUGUAUCCAGUUUCAAAGCACUACCUUAGCGGUUCUUCCGAGGAUAUCGUCGAUACAAUGGUGAGGUCAGUGGUUCAAAUAAACAUGUCAGAGCAGGAGGGAGAUUUCUUGUGUUUUCUUCCUGGUCAAGAGGAAAUUGAUAACUGUGUUACCAUCUUGAACACCUUAGCACCACUGCUUCCUAAAGAGGCUCCCAUGAUUGUCGCUUUACCUCUUUAUGCUGCAUUGUCUCCAGGCCAACAGAUUAAAAUUUUUGAAAAGCUAGGUCCGAGAAAGAGAAAGGUCAUUCUAGCGACAAACAUCGCAGAGACAUCGAUUACUGUGAGUGGCGUCAAGUACGUCAUUGAUUCGGGGUUGAGAAAAGUUAAAGUGUGGAGGCAUCAACUUGGCUUAUCCACAUUACUAACGACACCCAUUUCGCAAGCAUCGGCCAAGCAAAGGGCGGGUAGAGCAGGAAGAGAGAGUGAGGGCAAAGUAUUCAGGCUAUAUUCUGAAAAACUUUUCCUCAACAAGCUACCCAAACAACAAGAAUCUGAAAUCGUCCGUAAUGACAUUAUCCUACCUGUCUUGACCUUAAAGAAGAUGGGAGUGGAAGACCUUUUAAAUUGGACAUGGCUUGAGCAUCCUGUUCUUAUCUCGGCCUUCGAUAAUGGCGUCCUUCAAGAUGUCAUUGAUAUUGUUUCAUGUCUUUCUGUUGAGAAUUUGAUCCUUAAUGUGACCGGAAACGGAGAUCUUAGAGACGAGAUCAACUACAAACGGAGGCAAUACUGUCCUUUGGGUACAAGGCUGGGUGACUUGAUCGCACUUAACGAGUAUUUUAACUACUACAAAGAACUCAGCGACUCAAAACAUACAUCCGAGCUCAAAGCGUGGUGCAAAGAAUUAUUCUUUAGCUACAAAGGCUUCAAGAAUGUCAUGAGAGUUAGAAAACAGAUCACAGACUAUAUGCUCUCCACCAUCAAACAGGACGAUUCUAUCUCACACACCGAAAAAGAUAUACAGCUCAAGAAGCUCAAAAACCAGCUCAGCUCCGAAGCUGACCACGAGAGUAACGAAGAAGACGAUUUCAAACUGCUCUCGAAAGCAUUGGACAUCCCUGCCAUUCUCAAAUCCUUCGUGAAGGGUUUUGCGCUAAACACCGCAAUUGGGAUGCCUGACAGAUCAUUCAGAACUUGUUCAACGGGUCAACUUAUAAGCAUUCAUCCAUCAUCUAAUUUGUUUGGCAAGGCGAACAUUGACGCCAUCAUGUAUAUUGAGUUCGUCUACACUGCCAAGGCUUACGGCAGAAAUUGCUCAGUGAUUGAGCUUGCCUGGCUUCAAGAGGUAGCUCCAAACCUUCUUGGUGGUGCCAAAGUCAGUAUUAAUGAGUAA